Molecule: messenger RNA, 2233 nt
Organism: Arvicanthis niloticus (Nile rat)
Lineage: Eukaryota; Metazoa; Chordata; Mammalia; Rodentia; Muridae
Gene: Rnf2
Product: ring finger protein 2
Cellular component (GO): ubiquitin ligase complex; PcG protein complex
Molecular function (GO): ubiquitin protein ligase activity; chromatin binding
Source: RefSeq, a predicted model, not a curated record
AGGGCCCUCCCCGCGCGGAGCACGUCCGCGUCCCGCGCCUCCGCCUCCUCGCUCCCUCGCUCGCUCGCUCCUUCCCGCCCUCCCCGCAGCUCCGGCCGAGCCGGCUCCCCCCGCCCCAGUCUCUCAUGAAUAUUGAGCGGCCCCUGUUGUAUUUCCCGAGCUCCAUUGCGGAAGCCGAGGCUCGCCAUAUUGUGCGGAGGCGCCGGCGGUUGAUCCUCGCUUCUCGCUCCGGCCGUGGCCAGCGCAGCCCCGGGCUGGGGCAGGAGCCGAAAUGUCUCAGGCUGUGCAGACAAAUGGAACUCAACCAUUAAGCAAAACAUGGGAACUCAGUUUGUACGAGUUACAACGAACACCUCAGGAGGCAAUAACAGAUGGCUUGGAAAUUGUGGUUUCACCUAGAAGUCUACACAGUGAAUUAAUGUGCCCAAUUUGUUUGGAUAUGUUGAAGAACACCAUGACUACAAAGGAGUGUUUACAUCGGUUUUGUGCAGAUUGUAUCAUCACAGCCCUUAGAAGUGGCAACAAAGAAUGUCCUACCUGUCGGAAAAAACUGGUUUCUAAAAGAUCACUAAGGCCAGACCCAAACUUUGAUGCACUCAUCAGCAAGAUCUAUCCAAGUCGUGAUGAGUAUGAAGCCCAUCAAGAGAGAGUGUUAGCUAGGAUCAACAAGCACAACAAUCAGCAGGCUCUCAGCCACAGCAUUGAGGAGGGGCUGAAGAUACAGGCCAUGAACAGAUUACAGCGAGGCAAAAAGCAGCAGAUUGAAAAUGGCAGCGGAGCAGAAGACAAUGGUGACAGUUCCCAUUGUAGUAAUGCAUCCACACACAGCAAUCAGGAAGCGGGUCCUAGUAACAAACGGACCAAAACAUCUGAUGACUCUGGGCUUGAACUGGAUAACAACAAUGCAGCAGUGGCCAUCGAUCCAGUGAUGGAUGGUGCUAGUGAGAUUGAGUUAGUCUUCAGGCCCCAUCCAACCCUUAUGGAAAAGGACGACAGUGCACAGACGAGAUACAUAAAGACUUCAGGCAAUGCUACCGUUGAUCACUUAUCCAAGUAUCUGGCUGUGAGGCUAGCUUUAGAAGAACUUCGAAGCAAAGGAGAAUCAAACCAGAUGAACCUGGAUACAGCCAGUGAGAAACAGUACACCAUUUACAUAGCCACAGCCAGUGGCCAGUUCACUGUUUUAAAUGGCUCAUUUUCUUUGGAAUUGGUCAGUGAGAAAUACUGGAAAGUGAACAAACCCAUGGAACUUUACUAUGCACCCACCAAGGAGCACAAAUGAGCUUUUAAAAGUCAAUUCUGAGACUGAACUUUUUCUAGUCUAUUCCUUUAAUAUUAAAGAUGUACCAUCGUUACUUUUAUGGACAGAUCUGGGAUAUGUUCAGUUUUCUUUCUGAGCCAGACUUGUUUACACUAUUAGAUUAAUGUCUCCUUAAUUUAAAGACACACUUUUUGGAAGGGACUCUAGUAACUCAGCAUCCUCCACUCCCUGAACAGUGUAUCUAAGUUAUAUGCUUAUAGAACAUGUGCUUCCUUUGGGGAGGACACUUUGACCUAGGAGGUUUUUGUAGUUCUGUACUCUUUAUUUUUUCCUUCCAGUUUUUGGUCUUUUUAGACAGGCUCUCAUUAUAAAGCCCUGGCUGGCCUGGACCUUGCUGAGUAGAACAGGCUGGCCUUGACUUUGGAGUAAUGCUCCUGCCCAAGUACUGAGAUUCUGCCUGGCUUAAGAUUCAAUUGGCCAUCAGCCAUCUUUACCCCUUUCAAAAGGUUUUUAGCUUAAAGAAUGUUGGACAAUAUGUAUCCUGACUUUUUUCCCUUGGAGUCUUGUAUAUUUAUAGUUUUCUAUACAAACUGUAGUAUCUUCAUGAAGACCAAGGCUCAAAUUUACUGUGCUUAAAACAAUUCUCAUAGGAUUAUUAUUUCCAUGGUAUUUUCUUACAUAAUAUCUCAUUUAAAGGAGGUUCUUUACGAACUUAGUGUCCAUUGUCAUGCAAUGUUUUGGUUUCUUCAUAUGUUUUCACUAUAAGUUUAGAAUUUCUGGUCAUGGGGAAGAGUCAAACAAAGUUCUUUGAGAACAUGGUUCAUUUACAGAUUUCACUGAAGAAAGAGAAGUUUAAGUUGGUGAAAAUAUAUGUAUUCCUGUACAUUUGAGAGUUUUUUUUGUCUGUAUUUUACUGUUCCUUUAUUAUGUAUGUUUGAUACUUUUCUCUAUUAAAAUACCAGAGAUUAUGGA